AUGAACCACCUCCUCAUCAACGUGAGGAAGACCAAGGAGAUGAACCACCUCCUCAUCAACGUGAGGAAGACCAAGGAGAUGAACCACCUCCUCAUCAACGUGAGGAAGACCAAGGAGAUGAACCACCUCCUCAUCAACGUGAGGAAGACCAAGGAGAUGAACCACCUCCUCAUCAACGCGAGGAAGACCAAGGAGAUGAACCACCUCCUCAUCAACGCGAGGAAGACCAAGGAGAUGAACCACCUCCUCAUCAACGUGAGGAAGACCAAGGAGAUGAACCACCUCCUCAUCAACGUGAGGAAGACCAAGGAGAUGAACCACCUCCUCAUCAACGUGAGGAAGACCAAGGAGAUGAACCACCUCCUCAUCAACGUGAGGAAGACCAAGGAGAUGAACCACCUCCUCAUCAACGUGGGGAAGACCAAGGAGAUGAACCACCUCCUCAUCAACCCGGGGAAGACCAAGGAGAUGAACCACCUCCUCAUCAACGUGAGGAAGACCAAGGAGAUGAACCACCUCCUCAUCAACGUGAGGAAGACCAAGGAGAUCACGCGGGUGACGGGUCACUCGUUUUACCUGAACUGA
Molecule: messenger RNA, 585 nt
Organism: Knipowitschia caucasica
Lineage: Eukaryota; Metazoa; Chordata; Actinopteri; Gobiiformes; Gobiidae
Source: the annotation of a GenBank genome assembly